Recurvomyces mirabilis is the source of this 630-nucleotide messenger RNA. RefSeq lists its product as uncharacterized. The record is from RefSeq and is a predicted model, not a curated record. Bases 1 to 630 code for a protein of 209 amino acids. The transcript has a single exon. NCBI's taxonomy places the organism in Eukaryota, Fungi, Ascomycota, Dothideomycetes, Mycosphaerellales, Teratosphaeriaceae.
AUGGCUCCAACUACCCGUCGCAAUAGCAUCCUAGCAAAGAAAAUCGCAACACUCCAACUCACCCUCGCCCCUCUCGUCCCGCUACCCUCUGGCCCACCUCACCCAGCCUUUCCAAGAACCCUCUUGGCAUUCCACCUCCUGACCGAAGACGAAUUGGACAGCAUAGCGCACCACUACCACCAAUCCACCCCUGGCCCCUGGACCCAACAUUACCCAGCCAAAAUGAAUUGGGACAAAGAGUUCCUCGCCAAGCCCACAUCGAUCGCGGAUUUCAACAGCGUCGCCACGGCUGCCAGACGUCUGAGUCAGCAGGAAACGGACUUCUUGUCCGAUGUCAUGAAGACGGUGGAGGAUCUGCAGAAUCCCGUCUUACCUUCUCAGCCGGAGGAUGAAGGCAAUGGCGAAGGCAGUAGUCGGAGAGUCAACCCGUAUGCAGGUCUAAGUGAGAAGGAUAGGAUUAGGAUCAAGAGAAGGAAAGUGGGCAAGUUCAUUGGGUUGGUGGGUAUGGAGACGCCCGCUGAGGAGAUUGCGGGCAGAAUUCAGGCGAGUCUUGAUAUGGCGGUAGAGCGAAAUCGGGAGGAGUUGAGGAGGAAUGAGGAAAUUAUGUUGAGGCGGAAGAAGUUGGCUUGA